ACAUAUUGCUUACUGGAGCAAAUUCUGGAAAGCUAGCAGUGGGGAAAAGGAUUUGAACUUGGUAUACAUCUUCACGGCUUACUAUACUUAAAACAUAAACACAAUAAUGGAACCGUCAGCCAGUCCGGCCAAGGACAACUACAGGAUGAACCGCUACAAGAACAAAGCACUGAAUCCAGAGGAGAUGAGGCGCAGGAGGGAAGAGGAGGGCAUCCAACUCAGGAAACAAAAACGAGAACAGCAGCUUUUCAAGAGGAGAAAUGUGGACGUUCUCAACGAGGAGGAGGUCAUGUUCGAGAGUCCGCUGGUGGACUCGUACCUCAACUCUCCAGCAACAGAGGGAGUCAUCACCAGAGACAUGGUGGACAUGCUUUUUUCAGAAGACCCAGAGCUUCAGCUUGCCACAACACAAAAGUUCAGAAAACUACUUUCCAAAGAGCCCAACCCACCGAUCGAUGAGGUCAUAAACACAGCCGGUGUUGUGGAGCGGUUUGUGGAGUUUCUGCAGAAGAGCACCAACUGCACACUACAGUUCGAAGCUGCCUGGGCCCUGACCAACAUCGCGUCGGGAACAUCCCAGCAGACGAAGACGGUCAUCGAGGCCGGAGCCGUGCCCAUCUUCAUCGAACUCCUCAACUCAGACUUUGAGGACGUCCAAGAACAAGCUGUGUGGGCAUUGGGUAAUAUCGCCGGGGACAGCGCGGUAUGCAGGGAUUAUGUGCUGAACUGCAACAUCCUAACACCGCUGCUGUUGCUUUUGACCAAAUCUACUAGACUGACGAUGACUAGGAAUGCAGUAUGGGCUCUGUCUAACCUCUGCAGAGGCAAAAAUCCUCCACCUGCUUUUGAAAAGGUGUCCCCCUGUCUGCCCGUGCUGUCCAGGCUCUUAUUCAGCAGCGACCCAGACUUGCUGGCAGACGCCUGCUGGGCUCUUUCCUACCUCUCCGACGGCCCCAACGACAAGAUCCAGGCUGUCAUCGACUCAGGCGUCUGCAGGAGGCUGGUGGAGCUGCUCAUGCACACAGACUACAAGGUGGCCUCUCCUGCUCUGAGAGCCGUCGGAAACAUCGUCACUGGAGACGACAUUCAGACACAGGUGGUGUUGAACUGCUCAGCUUUACCUUGCCUGCUGCACCUCCUCAGCAGUCCUAAAGAGUCGAUUCGUAAGGAAGCCUGUUGGACCAUCUCCAACAUCACAGCUGGAAACCGAGCACAAAUACAGACGGUGAUUGAUGCCAACAUCUUUCCAGUCCUGAUUGAAAUUUUGCAAAAAGCGGAGUUCAGAACCAGAAAAGAAGCAGCAUGGGCCAUCACCAACGCUACAUCUGGAGGAACACCAGAGCAGAUCAGGUAUCUGGUGAACCUGGGCUGCAUCAAGCCCCUGUGUGACCUCCUCACCGUAAUGGACUCCAAGAUUGUUCAGGUGGCGCUUAACGGGCUGGAAAACAUCUUGAGGCUGGGCGAGCAGGAGGCCAAGCAGGAGAACAACGGCACCGGCGUCAAUCCCUACUGCAGCCUCAUCGAAGAAGCCUACGGACUAGACAAAAUUGAGUUCCUCCAGAGCCACGACAACCAGGAGAUCUACCAGAAGGCGUUUGACCUGAUCGAGCGCUACUUCGGUGUGGAGGAUGAAGACAGCAGUCUAGCUCCUCAGGUGGACCAGGCCAACCAGCAGUUCCUAUUCCCUCAGCAAGAAGCUCCAAUGGAGGGCUUCCAGCUCUAAGAUUUCUUAAGUACACCACUCACCCACUGUCCCAUCUGUAUACUCACCCUCCACCCCCAUUUUGUGGAAGGCCCCAUGAUGCCUGAGUCAUGCCACUGUGCUCUCUCGCCUGAUCUCUCCAAGCACACAUACACACACACAAGCCCGCCCUUUGGAGGAAAGCUUAAACUGUCGCCCUCUUAAGCCCUAAAACUGCCCUCUCCAACCAUGCUUUUCCACCAGUUGGACAAAUGGCUCACAGGGCAGACGUGUUUUUGUUUUUGUUGUUGUUGUUUUCUUUUCUUUUCCCGGCCACUGGGAGCAUUUCUUACAAACUAAUAACCAAGUUGGGGGGAACUGAUCACCUGAAAACCCGAAGCGGUUCGAAACGUGCACAAGGACUUCUUCCUGCCGUUUGGUAGCUCUUAGCUCCGGUCGCCAGCAGCAACCAGUUAGGAUCUUUAUCGAAAUUUCUUCACCAGUGGGACAUUCCUGUUUUCUGGAUUACCCAUGCAUCCCCUCGCAGUCCACAAACGGGGGGCGUCCAGUUUGUGACAUCAGUUUGAUUUUGUGCAAUGCAACAUAGGCGUACCUUUUUUUUUUGUUCCUCCUCCCUUUUUAGCUUUUAUUAUUUACCUCUAACCCUUAUUUAUCUUCUCCUUUAAAGGUGUUUUUCUUUUUCUGUAAAUGAAAAGUCUUUUUUUGUUUUCUUUUCUAUAAAGAAAUACCCUAAUUGUUAGGCUUAGGGCUGGCCUAAACCUGCCGCCCAAGCGACGAAACGACUUUUACGUUGUAGUGGGGAGGGAAUAGUUGAGAUGUAACAGAAUAAAUUGAAACUAGGAAGGACUGUGAUUGGGAUUUUGGUGAAGAUUAAGAGUUUUUUUAUUUUAACCAUGAAAAAAAAAUCCACUUUUUUUUCUUUUGUUUUCGAGGGCGGGAUAUUUAAAUAUCCUUAUAUUCAUUGUUUGCUGUGUUAAUAACAUUUGAAUUAUGAAGUGAUCUAUUAAACAAGGCAUAGUUCAGGGGGCGUCAAGGUGGAGCAGAGCCUGCUGCGCUGGCAGCAAACUGAACUUCUUUUUCUGUCUGGCUGUAUUUAAAAAGAAGGUGGAAAAACCUUCUGCAGUAGAGAAAAUUUCAUAGUUUAGUGGUUCAACUGAACCUCACCUCCCGGUCCCCUGCAGUGUAAAUGGGUUCCUGUUUGGCAGUCGGGCCCUAUGGUGGGGGGUCUCUGCAUGGUAUUCUACCACCCUACCUGCAGCCACGGAGGGUUCCUCGCCAAGUGCAACCUGUUGGUACGGAGAGGCGAAACGUACCUUGUAAAACAACACGCAGGGCUCAAAGAAGAAGCUGGACUCUAACACGAUAACUUUAGGUGGUGUGAAUAGUGAUAGUCUAGUGACCACGGUGGUGUUUUCUUUAGUGGUAGAGUUGAUUAAUAGCCUCUGGCGUUCGAUAUCACUAUAUCUUUGAGAAAUGGAGAUGACAACCGCUAACGACUUUUUGCAUGGGACAGUUGUGCUUACGUGUGGGUGUUUUGUUCAUGUAAAUAGCCUCUUCCUCUGCCCAGCCAGGACAAUUCUGCUGCUUCUGUGUGGGUCUAAUAACAGCUGGAGGGUUGGAAGAUAGCUCUGAAGAUAAGUGACAAGCCUAACUGCAACAAAAGUUCAAGUAUCUAAAUAGAAGUAUAUUUGGAUUUUGAUGUAUUUGCAUUAAUAUAUCUUUGCGUACACUUCAUGCACACUUGCAUACAACACCAGCUGAAACACAGAUGAGUGACUAGAAACAAAAACUAGCUUCCAUUACGAAGAAGGGGGGGAAAAGGAGUAGUAAAAUGUUCAUGUUUGAGCACAAACUUUCUUUAGCUCCCAUUUCUACUGUAGUAAAUAUUUUGUUGAAUGAAUUGGUCAAAUGCAGAGUUGCUUAUUGCUAUGGAAACUUGUCGUUGUUUCUAGCCACAGGACUUCUGAUGGUUGAGAUUAGCUGAGUUGACGCUGACCAGGGAUUGGCUGUGUUUCUGUUCAGGCCAGUCUCUGGUCAGUGUUGAGGCGCUGUAGAUGAAGUAGAAGUGUGCUCGUGUGAGUUUUGACUGACAGGCGCUGUGUGAGGGAGUAGGUCUAUUGACUCUAUCAAGAAUAUGUCCUAAUCAGAGUCGGGAGGGGGGAAGGGAAACCGCUGCUGUUCUGUGGAUUACUGAAGCACUCAAAUGUAUGGAAGAUGAACACAAUCAGGUUUCUUUAAAGUAACCAAAUAAAACAAUCUUCUGAGGAUUAUUCUGACUUUUCUUGGAACCCCAAAGUGGUAAACAAUUUUUGUAUCAUCUAUAGUUGCAAUUGGAGGUUUUCAUCCAUUCACUGUGGAUGUGUUGUAUUAAUUUGGGGCUUUUUAAUGCUUUUGAGUUGUGAAAUGACUUGUGUAAUCAAGGCAGUCUGAAUUCUACCUGGAAGCUCAAAUGUAUACAUAUACCUCCCUGCCUUUGCUCCCCUUUAGACUUGGCUAACUUAGCUUUAGCAAGCUGCAGAAAAACUACAUGCCUUUUGUCGCCAUUAACAACCUUCUGGCAUAACUGACAGAAUAUUUGAAGGUCACUUUUUUAUCCAAUUUUUCUGUUUUCCUGGCAGUGAAUUUGCUCAUCCAGGUGAGUUAAUUCCAUCUAGAUUGAAGAGGAAAUCCAAGCUAGAUGGAACAUUCUUGGUUAGCUAAGAAACACUGGCAUCUUUCUUGGUUAGCCAGUGUAAACAUUCGCAUCUGUCAUUGAAAAUGACUAUCUCUGCCCAGACGAGUCAUCUGACUUUCAUCUUGUUCAGAGAUCUCUUUAAAGAAGUAUACCGGUGGGAGGGGGUAUGUAUAAUUAUGAACCUGCCUGGACAGAAAAUCCACACUUAAUUCCAACUUAAAAUGAAUCCAAGUUGUUUGUAUUAUCAUCCCAGCCUAGACAAGCAAUCCUUCAAAGGCAUUAAAACCCCAAAAUUACUGUGACGUUUGUGCGCAUAAUAAUUAAAAGUAAACCUCUGAUUGGCAUUUCUCAUCUGUCUCUUACCACGUUAAGCACCAUUCUGCAAGAUGUGUUAAACAUGAUCUGACAGAUGACUCUGUGCCUAGUUUUAUCCGCAGAAUACGAGUGCUCCCGGUCGACGCGAGAAGUCGAAUCAUGAAUUAAUCAACAACAUCUUACCUCUACCCGACAGAAGUGUAGAGCAGCAUUUAGACCCGGGAGUCUUUGGUUUCCUGGCCAAUUCUGUGCUUGGCCUACAAAUAUAAUGCCAGAAUUGCAAUAUAUAUAAAUAAAUAUAUAUAUAUUAAAGAAAAAAAUCAUUGCAUCAAGGAGAGAAAGAGAGAGAGGAAAAAAAAGUUUAUAUUUCUUAAAAAUCAAAAUGCACUCCUGCUCACUAAAGUGCCAAUCCGACCAACAAAGACUGGAGGAUCCUGCGUUUCUGUCUUUGACUUGUAGAUUAUUUCUUUAUAUCUUUAUUUACUUGAAUGUGCACAUGUUUUUUGUGCAAACCAUUGCUGCUCUAUUUUCCUUAUCUUUCAAGUUACAUUAUUUGCCAUUGUUUCUUAAGGUGGCAUUCUUUAACAAUGAUGUCUAAUUAUCUGGGUUGGGUUUUGGGAGCGGGUGGUUGGGUGGGGGACUGACUUGACUCUAUAAAACGGAUGUUUUUCCAUUGACGGGAUGUUCUCUACGACUCUUGUGGUUUUCGCUGCGCGUAGCUCAGCUGCUGCACGGCUGUUUGGAAUUGUACCACCUGUUUCUGUUGAGACCGGUGUUUAGCCUUUAGCAUUUAGCUCAAGCCGAGGCCCCCAGUCCUUGUACGAAAAGUAGAAAAUAGCUGCACUAGAUGCAAAUACAUACCGAGAACCGACCAUCAUAGCAGACUGAUGCAGGCACCAAUCUCACUGCCAGUUAGUUUACCAAAGUUUUGUCAUCCUCAUCGCAGCAUUUUCAGUCCCUCCCUGAGAGAAAAGGCUCUCUUCUUCUUUUUUUCUCCCAAAUUCAAGCUCAGUUGAAUCUAAUUCCGAAGACUGCAUUUAAAUCUCAGAGACGAGAUACAAACCUGAUCUCAUGUGACUUGAGGUCAGAGGGAAACUCUUGAUGUUUAGUUUUUUUUUUUUCCUUGAGUAUUAAAAUGUGGAUAUUAAGGAAAAAAAAAUAAAGUGCAGCAAUUUACAUUAAAGUGUUAUAAUUUUAAACUAUGUAUGUUCUGAUACAUUGACAGGGAUUCAAAUACAAUUCUGAUCACUUCUGAGAAGUGGAGAAAAAAAGCCUCAGUAGAACUUGUAACAGGAUGAAUUAAGCGUAGUAAAAAAAGAAAAGAAGACGAAGAAAUGGAGGUGAAUAUCCAAAAGCCUUUCUGCUUCUCUUUUCUGUGAUUUCUAUCAUUUUUGGAAUAUUUGAUUGUUUCAGUCGGGCUGCACGAUCAGAAAUCUUGUUACUUAAUAUGGGAGUGAGUUUAAAAUAAUAAAAAAAAAACCUCUUCAAAAAAAAAAAAAGAUUCACAUCUUAACUUGUCUUCCGUCCUGGACACUUUUGGUGUCUUUAUGAAAAUCUAACGCCUCAGCUCGACGUCUAUGCUACAAAUGUUUACAAUACUCCUCGUUUCUAAAAUCCUAUUUGUAUGCCAUCACUAAACAGUCCUGAUGCAUCCUCUGCUCUGGUCUUCUCAUUUCUGUCUCUAUUUAUUUUCCUCUUUUUUUUUUUUUCCCCGGUCAGUACUUUUCUUUUUUUGCUCCAAAUUAACCAUGUUGUAUACUGUGACUCGACUGGACUUUACCGACGGUAUGAAUGAGUGACGAGAACCUAACCACACUUCAGCUGAACAUGAUACACAAACAUAAACAUGGAAGAGAAAAAAAUAAAUAAUAAAUAAAAAAAAAACAGUGCAUACAGGAAUCUGCAACAAUAUUAGAAAUGUAAAGAAACUGUAUUGAAUUUAACAUUGUUCAGAGGAACUACUGUACAAAACAAAUAAAGUUAUGUUUCAACCCUUU
This is a messenger RNA of Xiphophorus maculatus (southern platyfish), 6688 nucleotides long. It is a transcript of the gene kpna6, whose product is annotated as karyopherin subunit alpha 6. Bases 107 to 1723 code for a protein of 538 amino acids. NCBI's taxonomy places the organism in Eukaryota, Metazoa, Chordata, Actinopteri, Cyprinodontiformes, Poeciliidae. Gene Ontology annotation, cellular component: cytoplasm; nucleus; nucleoplasm. The transcript has 14 exons. The record is from RefSeq and is a predicted model, not a curated record. Gene Ontology annotation, biological process: NLS-bearing protein import into nucleus. Gene Ontology annotation, molecular function: nuclear import signal receptor activity; protein binding.